UCUCUCUUCCAUUUUCCUGCCAUUUUUUUACUUUCCACAAAAAUGACACCCCUACAGAUGCAGGCAGCUGCCACAUUCCAACAUUUUCUCGUCUCUUUCUUUUUCACCAUUUUCAUAACAAGACUGGACAAAACUGAUCAUUGAAAAGAAGAGAAACAAUGGGGUCUAAUCCAUCUCUAAUGUUGUUUCUCUUCUUUCUUCUUGUUGGAUUGGCCUCUUCAUCCUACAUUUCAAAUCAUGCAUUGGAGCCUAGCGGAUUGAGAGGUCGUACCCUUCUUCAAGCAAAAGCAUCUUGCCCUGUAAACUUUGAAGCUCAGAACUACACAAUCAUCACUAGCCAAUGCAAAGGGCCGAAUUACUCUCCAAAACUCUGCUGCGAUGCCUUCAAGGAAUUCGCCUGCCCUUUUGCUGAUCAAGUGAAUGACAUGAAAAACGAUUGUGCAUCAACCAUGUUCAGUUACAUUAACAUGUAUGGACAUUAUCCUCCUGGACUUUUUGCGAAUUUUUGCAAGGAUGGCGCCCAGGGCCUUGAAUGUGCAUCUGCAGAAGCAGAAAGUCCCAAGAAAAAUGGGGCGCUGAAAACUGCUCAAUCAACUGUGCUGGUGCUGGCAGCUGGUUUCUUGACGUUUUUGUUGAAUGCCUUCUAAAACUCAAGAACAGAAAUCGAAAAUGCGCACCUUCUAAUUACUAGUUCAGACAUUGAUAUCCUCCGAGUUUAUAUAUAAGUAAUAUUUAUCUUGAGAUUGUAACGUUUUUUGUGCUCUGAUCAUUCUCUUGGACAAUAUUGAGCCUAAUUCGUUCUGCUAGAAGCAUAUGGUUCUUCAGAUUUUUGAAUGACAUGCUAUUUUUGAUGCCUUAUGUGA
Molecule: messenger RNA, 863 nt
Organism: Coffea arabica (coffee)
Lineage: Eukaryota; Viridiplantae; Streptophyta; Magnoliopsida; Gentianales; Rubiaceae
Product: GPI-anchored protein LLG1
Source: RefSeq, a predicted model, not a curated record